Alternaria ethzedia is the source of this 1269-nucleotide messenger RNA. RefSeq lists its product as uncharacterized. The record is from RefSeq and is a predicted model, not a curated record. Bases 1 to 1269 code for a protein of 422 amino acids. The transcript has a single exon. NCBI's taxonomy places the organism in Eukaryota, Fungi, Ascomycota, Dothideomycetes, Pleosporales, Pleosporaceae.
AUGACCGUGGGUGCUUGCAAAGAGCGAGGCUCAACUAUGACUGCACGCAUCACCAAUGGCCUAGGAUGGCCUUUUCGUACUAUCAACUCGGGCAAACCCAAGCAAGGCGGACACGGUUCCCCCGCAAGCAUCAUGAGAAGUCUAAACCGGAACGGUGGUAGAUUGGCGAAAACAGUGCGUCACUUGGUCAUCCCAUCUUAUCCCGACCGUAGCUACACCUCCCCCGCUACGAUUCUACACAUUAUAGAAUGCACACAAAACCUUGCAUCCUUUAGUUGGAACGCCGACUACGCUAUCCCCUUGCUUGUUCUCGAGGCGCUGCACCGCAAUCAUCCUUCAGCUCAGUUGAAAGUCAUGAACCACAACCGCAAGGAUCUUGCUCUAGAUGAAGCUCUCCUAUCAUCACCUCAGCUUCACACACUCGACAUUACAGUCCGGUGCUUCCAUAGGGGAGCAACACGUCGACAGGACGAAAACAGCGAUCUCUCCAAGCUCAAGACACUACUCAUGCGGGGUCGCAACCUCAAGGUCCUACGGUUACGUCUCAGUAAACAGCAACACUUUACCAUGGCUGCGAGAAGUCAACGCAACAGCUACACGGCUAUGGCCGUUGGCGGAUCUCAUUUCCGAUUCCAGGAAACGGAUACGUUCCCCACGCUUGAAGAGCUGGUCAUCACCAGAGCUGAUGACCUUGCGCAUGCCUACGAGCUUAGUCCUAAGCACUGCAGUGAUUGGGUCUACGCCAUGGACUGGAGUGAGAUGCGCAUCUUGGAUGUGGCAUCCACUAAUUCCGAACACCUACUACGAGAGAUCGCUGGUCUAGUACCCAAGCUACACACGCUGAGUUUGAACCCGUCCUCUAUCGACUGCGCUACUCUCCAAAGCUUCCUGGAAACUGUGCCACUGUUGUCAGAUCUGAAGCUGGUUGCUGGAAGCACGUCGAACGUGUAUAUUGGUAGCUUUGACAAAGCAGUCACGAGGGUUUGUGAAGCCAUUGGAACUCAACUCCGCUCUCUGCAGAUCGAAUCUAGAUCUGGUAUGGUCAUGCCGUGGCAGGAUCAGAGGAUUCAGGAGGUACUGGAGUUAUGUCCGCAGCUGAGGUAUUUCGAAAGUGUCAUCGAGGGGCUGGGUUCGACCGGUAAAUGGGAUGGUGAUGUUGUUGGCAAGUCGGCUUCGUACAAGCGUGCAUUGAUGUCAUCGACUAGCACUAGGGAAUCAGGUAUGCAAUCCUUUUCUCCUUUCGAAUCAUGCGAGACGAUACAUUGUUAA